AUGAAGUUCUUUCAUGAUCUUGAGUUGAUAAAUCCCUCCAUAAUCGGAUGGUAUGUUCGUCUCAGGGUUGUGAGGUCCUUCGUGGUUCAUCUCAAUGCUUUGUCUAAGAUAGUCGGCUUGGUUUUGGCAGACGAGCAUAACCGUAUUGAACAAUUGUUGCAUGGUGUGACGGUUGACGCUAUGAUCGAAAAAGAAUUUGCCGACUACGAUAAUGAAUUUAUUGAUGCUGGCGAUUGGAUAACCAUCAUGCGUUUUGGAGUUUAUCCGAACUCGAAUCCCGUUAGGGUAACAUGUCAUAAGUUCAAGAUUUGUUUCUUCAAAGACACCGUUGUUAGGAAGACAACUGUUGUGGUUGCGAAUCCUCAUUACACUUUGACAUAUUUCUCUUCGAUUAUCGAUGAUGAGAUCGAUACGUCGGUUCUAAUCAACUUGGUUGGGGCGAUUCAUGAUGUAGGAGAGGUGGAGAAUACUAGGCGUACACAAAACAUUCAACUGUGUGUUGGAAUGCUUGGCUUCCGGAAAACAAGCUCUUGA
Messenger RNA from Arabidopsis thaliana (thale cress), 534 nucleotides. Its product is annotated as replication protein A1. The record is from RefSeq and is marked reviewed. The transcript is spliced from 5 exons. Lineage: Eukaryota; Viridiplantae; Streptophyta; Magnoliopsida; Brassicales; Brassicaceae. The coding region runs from base 1 to 534 and encodes 177 amino acids.